This is a messenger RNA of Spirodela intermedia, 1888 nucleotides long. Lineage: Eukaryota; Viridiplantae; Streptophyta; Magnoliopsida; Alismatales; Araceae. The record is from the annotation of a GenBank genome assembly.
AUGGAUCGCCUCAUGUCCUCGAUCUGCUUGAUCUUCUUCUUCUCUGCAUCGCUGAUCGCAAAUGGCUACUCGAUCCCCCGGAGUGAUGCCGACGACGAGCUUCUGAUCCGGCAGGUGGUGUCUGACGCCGACGUCUCAUCGAAGAAAGAUGAGGCGGUGCUGGGGGCGGAGGGGCACUUCGCCAGCUUCCUGAAGACGUAUGGGAAGUCGUACGCCACUCCAGCGGAGCACAGCUACCGGUUCUCCGUGUUUAAGGCCAAUCUGCGCCGGGCGCGGAGGCAUCAGCUGCUGGAUCCGUCUGCCGUCCAUGGGGUUACUCAGUUUUCCGAUCUUACACCGGAGGAGUUCGAGCGGAACUACCUCGGCCUCCACCGCAGGAGGCCCACCAUGUUCUCGAAGGUGGGAAACGGUGGCACGCACGAGGCGCCUAUCCUCCCCACCAACGACCUUCCGCAGAACUUCGAUUGGAGGGAUCAGGGCGCCGUUACCCCUGUCAAGAAUCAGGUCGGUAGAGGGCGAUCUCGAUCCAUCGUAUCUGGUUAUCUCUUAUGUGUCUAUGGGUCAUUACUUUGGCGUCCGGAUUGCAGGGCUCUUGUGGAUCUUGCUGGUCUUUCAGCGCAGCGGGGGCUCUGGAAGGGGCCCAUUUUCUGGCGACGGGAAAUCUAGUGAGCCUCAGCGAGCAGCAGCUUGUAGAUUGUGAUCACGAGGUAUGUUUUUCUAUCCCAGAAGACUAGGCCUGUUGUGUGUUUUCCUGGGAACAGCGUGUCCCAUCUACCGCUUUUGGGACUCCUGGCCCACACGGUUGUUGGGGUACACCUACCACAUCGGAUUUUUUUGGAUCAUUUGCGUCAUAUGUUUAGGACAUGACACAUAGAUAAUACCUACGUAUUGAUAUGCUUAUAUCUUUCAAAUAGACUUCUUCGAACCUAUCCAUGAAAGUUGUGAUAAUACGUCUGAUGAGUGCCAUUCCCAUGUCUGUCUUUUAUGAGUUAUCCGUAAUCCAUGGAUAUUUAUGGAUUCCUGUUCUGCCAUAUCCCUUCAAUUUUUCCUGAAUUUAUCCCAGCUUCCUCAGGGAGCAGGCCCUAUAUUAUUUAUGGGAUUGUCAUAAAAGUGUGAUUUUGUUUUCUAUAUUUAUGAACUAUACACUUAUUUUGCAGUGUGACGCGUCUGAACCUGAGUCCUGUGAUGCGGGAUGCAACGGUGGAUUGAUGACUACUGCUUUUGAUUACUUAAUCAAAUCGGGUGGCCUGGAGCGUGAGGAAGAUUAUCCUUACACAGGGACAGAUCGAGGCACCUGCCACUUUGACAAGAACAAGAUUGCAGCAUCAGUAUCUAACUUCACUGUUGUCUCUGUUAAUGAAGAUCAGAUCGCUGCCAACCUCGUUCAGAAUGGUCCUCUUGCAAGUAGGUGGUCAAAUCUCUGAUUUGCAUGCUUUAAUAUUUUCCCUCCAGGGUAAUCUGAUCGUUCGUCUAGCCAACUCAUCUAGCAUCUCCCUGUGGAUGAAUUAAAUCACUUAACAAGAUGUUCCUGCUGUGCUGUGCUACUAGCUAAUUAAAUAGCUGACAAUUUGGCAAUCAAAUAGCUGAAAUAUAAUUUUUUUUCUACUAUCUCCGUGCAGUUGGUAUCAAUGCAGUCUUUAUGCAGACAUAUAUCGGGGGAGUUUCGUGCCCAUACAUCUGUGGAAGACACCUUGACCAUGGUGUGCUUCUUGUGGGGUAUGGCUCGGCUGGGUAUGCACCAAUUCGUCUGAAGGAGAAACCAUACUGGAUCAUAAAGAACUCAUGGGGCGAAAGCUGGGGAGAGAAGGGCUACUACAAGAUCUGCAGAGGUCGUAAUGUUUGUGGGGUCGACUCCAUGGUCUCCACUGUGUCUGCCCUCCGUACUUGA